AAUCUAUCUUGAGACUAACAUGCAAACGCUACUUAUUUCAAAGUGCUAUAACAAUUGUUAGAAACUUAAAUUAAUUGGAUGGUUGGAUAUCAGUAUAUACAAUAUUUGACGGAUCGUUUAUGUAGCAAUGUAAUUUCCCCUAGUCGUCUAAUGGUACCUGCCCACAAAAAAAAGGAAAUCUACAAACUGGAGCAGAAAUAAAAAAUAAAUUAAAUAAUGCUAUUAGAAUAAAACGUGCAUGUGGGUGAAAGACAGGAAAGCCAGAGAGUGUGUCUGCGGUGCAGGGGGACGAGUCUGAAGGCUCUCUUCCCCCGGUGUGAACGAGGACAAAGGGCUGUGAGGAGGAAAGCGCGCCUCAGAUGAGACUCUGAAGACAGAUGAGAUCGCGGGAGGUCAGUCUAUGAGCUGCCGGUGAAGUUGGCCAGGCUUUCUUUCUGUGAUGGGACUCCGAGCUGGACUGAAGAAGUAGCUGCGUAACACAGCCCUGGUCCCACGGGAGCUGGGAGUACAGUUACACACUCCAGCAGUGUUCUAUGUUUCAUCUGCUGCACGGAGAACAGAAUCCCUCUUUGUUAUCUAAUAUUGCUGCUCUCUCCCCUUCUCUCUCUCUCUCUCUCUCUCCCCUUCUCCCUCUCCCUCUCUCUCUUCAAUACACUGCUGUCGUCAGUGCAAGAAGCAUCUCUUGCGAACUCCAUCUGAAAAAUCCAAACUAAACAAGUCUCUCACUUUCCAAUUCAAGUAUGAUUGAGGAUACUAAACAGGACAAUGCAGGCAAGCAGAGUGGCUACUGAUACUGGAGCAACUGGGGUGCAGAAGGACUGACUGAAGCCCUUUUCUCUAGACUAAAAGUAUAUUAAAUAAAGGAAGAAAAGGAGUCUAUUAAAUAUCAAAUACAACUUUGAUGCAAAAUAAAACAAGUCUGGGCUGCAAGAACACAAAGGCAGAAGUGUUUGUGGUUUAGUUGCUUCCCAACACCACCUUCACACUGAUUAGCUUUUUAAAAAGAAGCCAGAGGGACUUUUUUGGUUUGUUUCUUUCUUUGUCAAACCGCAAACCAGCCCUUUGCACUUUGAAUUCGAUCCAGCCCUGACAGAAGCAAUGAGCGAGGCCCUCCGGCUUCCGGCCCUUCACGUGCAGGUCCCUGGCGACUGCAGCAGCAAUGACAGUGCCGCUGUGACGGGGACAGUAGCCUGGUCCAGCUCGUCCACCCCCACGCUGAGACGGAAGCGUUUCAAGAUGCGCAGGAUGAAGAACGUGUUGAGCGAGAAGGAGCAGCUGGGGAACGGAGAGCUGCGCAGGGGCUGCUCCGGCUCCAAGGAGUACCUCCAGCUGCCCUCCAUCGAGAUCACCCCGUCCAGCGACGAGGAAGCACCCUGGUCCAACUGCUCCACACCCAGCGCCUCUCCCCGACGCAAGCGCUUCCUGCUCAAGAAGUGGCUGAAGGUACGCGAGAAGAAGGACCAUGGGAGCGAGAGCAGCAGCCAGCAGAGCAGUCAGCAGAGUAGCCAUGACGACGACCCGGCUCGCUUCCUGACCCCCUUCAGCAGAGAGGAGAAGUCUGAUGGUGGAGCCGAGAAGUUUAGCACUGCCAGUAACUCAAACCGGAGCACGCCCGCUUGCUCGCCCAUCCUUCGCAAGCGCUCGCGAUCGCCCACCCCCCAGAGCGUGGAGGGUGAGAACAUGGUGGAGAAGGGCUCGGACCACUCCUCGGAUAAAUCGCCCUCGACCCCCGAGCAGGGGGUCCAGCGCAGCUACUCCUCGCAGUCAGGCCGCAGCGGGGGCAAGAACUCCAAGAAAAGCCAGAGCUGGUACAAUGUUUUGAGUCCAACGUAUAAACAGCGCAAUGAAGACUUCAGGAAGUUAUUUAAACAGCUGCCGGACACAGAGCGACUCAUAGUGGAUUACUCCUGCGCCCUGCAAAAAGACAUUCUCCUUCAGGGCCGGCUCUACCUCUCCGAAAACUGGAUCUGUUUCUAUAGCAACAUCUUCAGAUGGGAAACUCUGCUGACUGUACGCCUGAAGGAUAUCUGCUACAUGACAAAAGAGAAAACCGCUCGCCUCAUUCCCAAUGCUAUUCAAGUUUGCACUGACACUGAAAAGCACUUUUUUACCUCAUUUGGAGCCCGGGACCGAACCUACAUGAUGAUGUUCAGACUGUGGCAGAACGCACUUCUUGAUAAGCCGCUGUGCCCCAAGGAGCUAUGGCACUUCGUACACCAGUGCUACGGGAACGAGCUGGGCCUGACGAGCGACGAUGAAGACUACGUGCCCCCCGACGAUGACUUCAACACCAUGGGGUACUGUGAGGAGAUCCCGGCCGAGGACAACGAGGUGAAUGACAACUCCUCCAAGAGCAGCAUCGAGGCCAAGCCAGACGCCAGCCCGCAGCUGCACAAGAAAUCUGUGACCAACAGCACGCUGACAUCGACGGGCAGCAGUGAGGCGCUGGCGUCUUUUGAAGGGGCUCUCAUGGUGGAAGAGGACACAGACUGCCAGAUCGACGGAGAUCUCCUCGCUCCCCAGAUCAACAACGACAAGAUCAACGACAAUGACAACAGCAUCCUGGUCAACUCCCCCUCGCUGGACUUCAAUGACAACGAGGACCUCCCGACUGAGCUGAGUGACUCCUCGGAGACACACGACGAGGGCGAGGUGCAGGCGUUCUACGAUGACCUGAAUGGACGGGUGUUCAUCAACGAGGUGUUCAAGUUCAGUGUGGACAAGAUGCACAGCCUGCUCUUCACAGAGUCGCAGUUCAUGAGGGACUUCCUGGAGCAGAGGAGGUUCUCAGACAUGGUGUACCACCCGUGGAAGAAGGAGGACAAUGGCAAUCAAACCAGAGAGAUCAUGUACACAAUCACCCUGACUAACCCCCUGGCCCCCAAAACUGCCACCGUCAACGAAACGCAGACACUCUACAAAGCUAGCCAGGAGAGCGAGUGUUACGUCAUCGACGCGGAGGUGAUAACGCAUGAAGUUCCGUAUCAUGACUACUUCUACACACUGAACCGAUACACUCUUACGCGAGUAGCCAAAAACAAGUGCCGGCUGAGGGUGUCUACAGAGCUUCGAUACAGGAAACAGCCCUGGGGGCUGGUCAAGAGUUUUAUAGAGAAGAACUUCUGGAGUGGCCUGGAUGACUACUUCAGACAUCUAGAGAUGGAGCUGACGAAGGCAGAGUCUCUGUUCACCGAACACCACCGGCAGUCCCCCAAAGAGAAGACGACGAAAACGGUGAGCGUGCGGCGGAGGAAACGACCGCUCGCUCACAUCCGUGCCCAGCACCUAGAGGAGGCUAUCAGCCCAGUCACCACCCCCACUGACGAAGAGGUCAUCCACCGCAUCAAACACGUGGCAGGUUCCACACAAACUAAAUACAUCCCAGAAGAAGGUCCUAGCUUUGCAUUGUACAGCGUUUCCAAGUUACUGCUGAUAGUCAGCUUUGUCUUGGUGUUACUGGUGUUUUUGAACAUGAUGCUGUUCUACAAGCUGUGGGUGCUGGAGUACACCACACAGAGCCUCACCACGUGGCAGGGGCUACGGCUUCACGAGAGCAAGCUGCCGCAGUCUCAGAUGGAGUGGGCCCAGCUAUUGGAAUCACAGCAGCGAUACCACGACGCAGAGCUUCUGAAGUGGAAGGAAAUAAUCAGAUCGUCAGUGCUGCUUUUAGAUCAGAUGAAGGACUCUCUUUUAAACCUCCAGAAGGGUAUUGGGUUGAGGGAUUACAGUUCAGAGGCAGAGGAGAAGAGAAACCGCUAUCAUUGACAAGACAAUUCAAUGGCCAAAAGGGAACGGUGUGCAAUAUAUAAAUAUCCAUACAGACAAAUUAAAAAAAACAAAGAUUAGUAUACGUACUGGAACCACAGGAUAGUGGACUCGGACUGGCUGCUGCUGCUCCCCAGAAGGGGACUUGAAAAACAGCCGGACUCGCCCACAAAACAGGAAGUGGAGCUCUCUUACACUGAGGCAGCAUGGGAAAGACCGCAGCCACACAAACCUGGGCCUACACUCCUUUAUUAUAUAUUUUUAUUUCAUUAUUUUUUUGGGGGGAAGGGAAGGGGUGGCUUUUUCUAGAACGUUGUACUGUAAGCUUGUACUGUGCAAAAACACAACACAACCCCAAAAAAGGCAUGUAACUUACUCUCUAGACUGUCCUUGUUCAAUGAAGGCGUGUAGUUCAAGUCCUGUGUAAUCUGUCUAAAAUCAGAUUUAAAAGAAGAGAGGCUUUUAUUAAUAAUAUUAUUGAAGACCUUGUUCAGGCAUCUCCAGACCGUACCCAAGAACCAGGACUUCAGCGCCCCUUUUCUAAACUGAUGUCAGGUGGAGGGGACCAGGUGCAGUCAGGUGCACUGAUCAUUAUUUUUUGUAACGUAUUUUCUGAAGUUGUUUUUUUUUUUUUUUCUAUAGAAAUAAUACCUUUGUUUGCUGUCAGUGCACCCACGCUGUAUAAGCUAAGCUUCCAUGGAAAGGCAGGAGCAGGUUCCCCUGGUAGAUCCAUGCCAUGGUGCUGUACACACCCGUGUGUAAGUCAAGGUUCAUCUCUAACUACCAUUGACUAUUCCAGCUUAUGGCAGGUGAACUGAUUUUACUUUUCAGAAAGUCCCUACUAAAAUGGAGUAACCCAUGUUAAUAUAGAGGCUUGAUAAUAAAGCAGUUUUACUGCUAGAAAAUUAUUCUUCUGUAAACAACUCAGUCUAGCGAGACCCCACCCCCACCCCCUUCAUUUUACCAGCGAUCUGAAUAGAUUCAAAAAUCUUGUCCCAGCGUAUGGGAUUGUGCAGGUAGUCUUAUGAGAGAUUGGUUUAUUCCUGGGCGUGUGCAGUGGUUAUACCACAGGGUUUGGAACCCACUCAUGACUGUUGCCCAGAAUCAAGGCACUGUGAAUGGAUACUGAAAGCCCUUUGGUAUAAUAAAGCAUUGUGCUUAGUUUUUGAAAAGGUUUCGGAGAUCCUUCUCUUUAUAGGUGUGGGUGGGUCCUGUCUCAUAGAACUCUCUCUCAAACAAAUCGUGAUAAGUAAAAUUGUCUGGGGCUGCAAGAAACCAACAAAGAUUGAAAGAGGGGUGGGGUUUACCAGCUACUUUUAAACAAAUGUGUCUCCUAGAAAGAGAGUAUGGGGAAGAGACCUGAUCUUCAGAACUUGUCAUUUAAAAAGGGGCGCUGCAGCUUCUACUGUUUUUGAGUGACCUUAAUGUUCUAAAUGUAUGAAUUAUAAACUGUGAAUAUAAUAUAUUGAAAAUGCUUGAAGAUGGAAAAAAAAGAAUAGAAUUAUAAUGCAGAUUAUUUAUUAUGACUAUGUAUAUAGAGAAAACUUAGAGCUGUUACAGGCGGGUCAGAGACAAAACAAGUGUGUGUCUGUUGUGUUUGUUACUCUGUACCAUCAAUCAAGGCAUGUCUGUGACAUGUAGGAUGCUUGUUGCGUGUGAAAUGUUAACCAUUCCAUGUCUGUGUAUGUGUCCAUGCAGUAGCUGAAGUGUUAAUAGUAACAUAGCCAAACUGCCUUUUGCAAACCCAACCGGAUGUAUCCAUCUGCUGGCCAAUGCGUGGUAUUACACCUGUGCUUAGUCUGAAUGACAGCGGCAGACGUUUCAACUGCAGAACAGACUGACGCAAGAAUAGGAUCCUUGAGAUUAGUAGCUACAUUCCUGACAAUAUUUCAGAUUAAACUCAUAAAAACAAUGCUAGCUCCACGGCAGGACUACUUCUUAAUCUGCCUGGACAGUCUGCUUGCUUGUAAAUUGAGGACAGAUCCCAUAUUGUUAUAGUGAAGGUCCAUAGGAUCCAUGGAUAUUGCAGCCGGAGUAUUUUAGCAAAAGCAGGUUAAAGCAAAGGCUUGUGGGAAGUUGAAACAAGGCCCACGUUUAACUGAAAACUUCCACCAUAAAUAAAAUUGGACACUUUAAAAUACCUAUGCAAUGCACAAUAAAAGCAAAUUUAAUUAUUUUAAAAAAAAUAAAUAAAAAGAUUUAACAUUAAGAACGGAACUGCCAGUGGUUCUUGGAGUAGUAGUCAAUUUUAUGAAUAGCCCUAAAUAAUAAUAGCUGUGUAUAGAAAGACAAUCUGCUUUGGGCUGUAUAACAGAAGGCUGUUCCUUACACAUCCAGCUAGUGAUCAUUCCCAGAGAAUACAUGUCGCUGUUGGGAAACAAGUUGAAUAUGAGGGGGCGCUCCCGCCUCAAGUAUUCAGCUUCUACCUGUACUGCCAAUGGAGUAAUUAAAACAGAGACACUGUCAUUUACAAUAGACGCAGGGCACAAGGAGAUUCACAUGUUCUGGUGUGGGACUUCAUUUGCAUAGAAGUCUAUUCUGCUUUGUCUGAUAACUAGAGUAUCCAUUGCUCUCGGCCACUUGCUUGCAUAGAUAGAUAGAUAGAUAGAUAAGAUAAGAUAAAACACCUGGCCAGGGCCUUGCUAUGUUAAGGUGGCCAAUAGAGAAACUGAAUUGAAGGCACCAGCUCUGUAUACUGCUGGGUCUGUUCUUGCCAGACAGUGCCACUGGAUUGUAGUCAAAACUGGAUAUGCUUGAAGUGGAUUACUAUAACAGUGGGGGUGUGCUGAUUCUCAUACUCAUAAUUGCCUUUAAGAAGUAUUUAUCAGCAGGUAUUAAACAAAAAUCGCUCAUUAAAAAUGUGUUGAUUUCAAAACACAAGAAGCUGUCCUUCCCUCACCUUCACAACGGAGUACAAAUCAAUGGUAGUUCCGCAUGACAUGUUUUAGAAGCGGAUUUUCCUCUCGCCUGUACCGAGGCAGUACAGCUGUUUAGGAUUACAAGCUCAGGUUUCAGCACACCUCUACUAAACAGUCCGUGCAUAUACGUUGUACUCCAGUGGUAGUACAGGCUGGGAACUUUUCAUUUCAUUCAUUGUCUCGUCCCAAUCAGCAGAGUGUGUUGAUUUCCUCCUGUUUUCACUGUGUACAGCAGAGAGCCACACUGACCGACCAAAAAAAAAAAAUCUUCUGCCAAAAUUCAGUGCGCUUAAAUAACUGAAAGCAAAAGGUUUUGCCCUUUUUAAAGUUUUUGAAGAAAAUAAAAAAAGGAUUGAUAAAUUACAAUGCUAAAAAAAGUGUCAAAACAUGUAAUGCCGUGACAAAAGGUCCUGUAAAGAAGAUGAAAUUAUACACUGUGUUAAACCAAAAAUACAUACUGCUGCUAUUGAUGUAGACAGCGGGAGACAAACACUGUACAGCUCUGUAUUCAUCCAUCCUAGGAUAACGUGCCCCCUCAUUACCCUUCCCAAAGACAGCAGAUACAACAGUAGGAGUCCAGCAAAGGGCAGGCAAAUCAGAUUCAAGACAGAUAGAUUUAAAACAGACCUCAUGGUACUGUGUUUAAAAGUCAUUUGUUUAAACGCAGUCCUAUUUCAAUACAGAUCCUGCAGGUUCCUGUGAAAAGGCUUGACCUUGGUACAGAAGGAAACGCCGGUGAACGUACCCCAAGUACAGCAAAGCGUUUUAGUGCACUUUAUAGAUCUACAAAAGGAAAUGCUGUUGAAACAAGACGUCAACUACAGACGAAGUUAUUAAUGCAUAUACUUAUUGUAAAUAUAUUAAAAAGGAAGAUGUGAUUGAGACGCAGUAUUGUCAUAUUGCUGCCGUGAAGGCGGAGCACAGCACUACCCAGCUCAAGAGCUGCGUCCCGUGCGGUGUUACUGCAUUUGUAAUCGAUGGAUCAUGUCAUUUACAGCGCUGUAGGAAUGGGUUGCGAUGUUCUAUGAUAGGGUCUUCAGCCCUUGAUGGAUUCAAAACUUCAUUCAGAACAGGCAGAAGUGCAGCGUUUGAAGUUUUUCACACGUUAUGAGAUUGGAAAUGUUUUUUUAAACAGGCUAAGCGUGGGUUACAGUGGUUAAUCAUAUUAUAUACAGAUAUUAAAUCUGUGCUCGAUACAUGGAAGUCUGGCCACCAGUGGCAUUAUGCGCUGUUAGCAUAGAAAACAUUCCCUAUUCUAAAUAGUGUGAUUUUUGGUGCAAGCACAGGCAUGAGGCGUGCUGUAGUGCUGCAAUAUCAAUAGCGGAGAUAUGGUUUCUUUUUAAAGAUUGUAGUAUUUGGUUUACAUUUCAGGACAUAACCCUUAGAGAAACUAUACAAAUACAUACAUUAAAAAAGACUUCCAUACCACACAGAGUUACAAACAUAUACAAAAUAUACCCCAGAGCUUCAUUUUAUCCUGAUCUGAAAAAAAUUGAAGUAACGUCCUAAUAUGAUUCAAGUUCCAUUUGCAAACACAAUGUCAGUAUAACUAUGUGGGUGCUGCCUCAGCUGUAGUAAAGCAUUCUAAUUACACAGUUUUUAUUGAGUUAAGCAUUAUGAUGGGUCCAAUAUUCUUUUGAAUUUUUUCCUUUUGAGAAAAAAACUUUAAUUUUAAAAUGUAUGGUUAAUUUUUAAAUGUACAAAAUGCAUUUUGUAAUUGAAUCUAUAUACAAAUAUAUAUAUGAUUGUUAAGAUCUCUUGAAUCUAUUGUAGAGCUUGUAAAUAUAUACCUAUAUCUCUAUAAUGUGUUUCAGGGAAACAUACAGUAUGUAUUCACAAUAUAUUUCAAGACUUUUACCAACAGUAUUUUUGCUGUUUUAACAUCAGCAAUCUUUGGACCACCUUUUUAGACCCGACAGAUAUGUGGCUCCCCCUUUGUCAGUGAUGGUACAAUCCAAGAUAUUCAGGUUCAACAGAAAGUUAAAUUGGACCUGGCCAGCUUAUUUUGCAAACAGGGGUGGUCCAGACUCUAAUAAGAAUUUGUGCUUCAUGUCUUUGAGCAGGUCAUGUGUGAGAGAUGUCCUGUGUUUGUUGUUAGACGCUGAGGGUAAUCUGUCAGAGAAUGAACUAAUAAAAUGCCUGUUCAUUUCAGAGUAAAUGCAGGUCCUGUAUACAGUACUUAUGACUUGCCCCUGGAUACCCAGUGAAGCACGAUGUCUAAAGCUUACCAGAAAUCAACCCAGUCCCGAGGUUACUCUCAAUGGAUUUGCAGUACGACGUCAAUCCGAGAGUAUGAAAUAUCUGCACCAGUUGUGAUAUUACAAUUGGCCGAAAGUGAAAUAUUACUGGGUUGUUUUCUUCAGGCAACUGUCAAAGCAAUAUUUUCAAACAGUCUUGAAUUGAGCUCCAGUGUGAAAACUGCUUGAAAAUGUUCCCCAAAACACGUGUUGGAGAAUUGUAUUCAUAUCUCUAAUGGGGUUGGGGUUAAUUCCAUUGUUUCAAUUCCAAUUCCCUUUUAAUCAAUUCCGAUUCCAAUUCCCAGUCUGAAGGGAAUGGAUUUUAAUUGGAAUUAACCCGAACCCUGAUCCCUAAUAAUCAAUUUGAUCUUAACACCCAAUUCCAGUAACAAUAAGUAUGCUCUUGGCAGAAUACCCUCAUUGCUCUAAUAAUAUAUUUGAAGUACAUGAUGGGGGCGUAUUAUUAUUAUGAUGCAAAUGUAAGUUCUGGGCAUACUCCCCAUGCAGUUUAAAAGACAUUUAUCCCUAGACUGUAACUGUACAGGGAAUUGUGUGCACAAUGAGAGGACCCUUCAGAACACGUCGGACGCUUGAUUUCAGAAGUGAAUCAAUCCGGAACGCUCGCUGCCUUUUGAGAAUUUGUGAAGGCGGCGAAAUAGCCGUUGCAUAUUCAUAUUGUAAUUCGGAAAUGGGAAAAAUAAAAAAUAAAUUAAAAAAAGCAACAGCAGCACAGGUUUGCAAUGUAAAAGCAAGAUUGCUCUAAGUGAUACACCAAAAAAUAAAAAAUAAAAAUCACUUUUUACAACGAACGGGGGUCCUUUCAUAUGCAGUUAUGAAAUGAAGUCUUUGGGUUUUCAGUACUGUGCUUGUGUUUCAUUUCGCUCACCAUUGAGGUGGGAUCGUUGGUAUCUUGGAGCAUGCUUUUGGCUUGGACUCUGCUGUGUGUGGUGUGAACAAUGCAAGAGUAGCGGUGAUGGGAGAGGCAGUACUGGGUCUUUGCUUUGUGGACAUCACGAUGGUUGGAAAUGUUUCUGUUUUAUAAAAAUGAUUUAAAAAAGGGCAGGCUAUUGGUAUCAAAGUUCUAACAAAAGUGAUUCAAUGAAUAAGAUAUUCAGGGGAUACCUGUUUUUUUGUAUUACUUCAUUAUGAUGAUGAUGACGAUUAUUAAUUCCAUGGAUUUUCUUGAAAAUAGCCUCUUUUUUGUGUAACUUAGCGACUCUCUUUUUGUCCGUUUUUAACAGAAAUGUUCCUCCUUGUAAAGGUUCUGUUUGAAUCCUAGUCUAUCCCACCAGCUGGAUGCUGCAGUGCAAUGUUAGUCGGUUGCUUGCCAUUUACUUACCGGCCAGAGCAGCGGCAAGUGAAUUAGCUUGCCAUCGUACGAUACGUCUGUACUAGACCUAAACUGUGGGUUUCUUUACUAUGAAAUGAGAUCUAUCUAGAAUUUGCGGAGGACUCCGGUGACUGGAGAGGAGUUUGGAAUCUGGAGUUGUUUUUUUUUCUUGGCUCUUCUGAACUUACACGGGAGGGGAGUUUUUAUUUUUUUAUUUUGUAUUUUUUUGUUGUUGUCAGGGAGGUGUUUAAUAGCUUUAAUGUAAAUGUAUCUGUCCCCGAUAACCCAGGUAUCCCAGACACUGCCUUUUGCCCACAUUGCAACAGAACUUACAGCCACCUAUUCAUAGUCUGCCGGUUACGUGACUUCUUUUGAAUGACACAAGCAAACAUGAUGACAAUAAAUUAAAAAUUAUAUAUAAAGAAAAAAAAAAGAAAAAAAAUUCUGGACUGUGUUCUUCAAGGUGUGUCAUGGCAUGAGCUAACUGAAGUAUGUUAGACCUGUUUUGAUCUCCAAUAUCUAGUGUGUGUGUGUGUGUAUAUAUAUAUACACACACACACACACACACACACACACACACACACACACACACACAUAAAAACUCUGCGCUGUGCGUGGGUUUGGGUAUAUCGAUAACCUUGCCUACCAGGAUAUAAAAAUGUCUAUCCAGUAAAUGUAAAGUAGAAAAUGAAGGUAUGAAUAAAGUAUUGAACAAACUUUUAA
Molecule: messenger RNA, 10973 nt
Organism: Acipenser ruthenus (sterlet)
Lineage: Eukaryota; Metazoa; Chordata; Actinopteri; Acipenseriformes; Acipenseridae
Product: protein Aster-B-like
Biological process (GO): intracellular sterol transport
Cellular component (GO): endoplasmic reticulum-plasma membrane contact site; plasma membrane; endoplasmic reticulum membrane
Molecular function (GO): sterol binding; sterol transfer activity
Source: RefSeq, a predicted model, not a curated record